This is a messenger RNA of Neltuma alba, 1281 nucleotides long. RefSeq names its product phosphoglycerate kinase-like. NCBI's taxonomy places the organism in Eukaryota, Viridiplantae, Streptophyta, Magnoliopsida, Fabales, Fabaceae. Gene Ontology annotation, biological process: glycolytic process; gluconeogenesis. Gene Ontology annotation, molecular function: phosphoglycerate kinase activity; ADP binding; ATP binding. Bases 202 to 1281 code for a protein of 359 amino acids. The transcript has 6 exons. The record is from RefSeq and is a predicted model, not a curated record. Gene Ontology annotation, cellular component: cytosol.
UUGAAUCUCCUGCUACAUUUUUCCUGAUAUUCGGAAAACGCAGAGAAGAAGGAAAGUAGACACGUGACUGCCCGCUACCCGAUAUUCAUUUUGGCUGUUAAUAAUAUUGUUGGCAACCCUCAGCGUCUCUACCAUACUUUCAUUUCGUUAGGGGGGUAUCCUUAAAGCUCGUGAAGCUUGCAAGACGAUAUUCGGAGCUUUAUGGGCUAUAUUCUGAAUAUACUCCAUGGAACAGUCUCUUUGGACAAAUUAAGCAUCCAUGACGGCCCCGAGUGGCUCCAACAUAAGAGAUGUUCUUACACUGGAAAACUUGCCAAGUUUCGCAUGCGCAAUGGCGCUCUACUGGCUUUACAAGGUUAUUCUAUAAAAAUUAGCGGGGAGUUAGCAGGUCAUGCCAAGAGUUCUAUUAACCACAGGAUUUACACUCAUAACGGUGGGGAGUUGAAUGCCUUUCCUCAUGUACAAGCUCUUAGAGAAUUUCCCAAGGAAGAACUCUCUGCAAAAGUUGUCAUGGUCAGAUUUGACUCUAACAUUUUCAUCAAGCAGCACGAACAACCGACUCCAUCAGUUUCUAAUGCGUUGCAAACAAUUAAGUAUUUACAUGAAGCUGGGGCAAAAGUAAUUCUGGUCAGUGAUUGGGAUACUGAUUCAGAACUUUCUCGUACAGAGUCCGUUGCUGAUUUCUUGUCAGAAGUUCUUCAGAUACAAAUUGUUCCACUGCAAAAGAUAUCGUGUAAUAAGCUAUCGAAGAUUGAAGGCACCGAGAACCAGAUAUCCUUCUUGCUGAGAAUCUUUCUAAAUUUAAAGAGGAAGUUUCCAAUUGUUUGGAUUCUAGCAUCAACAGUUGGCGUGACUCGCUUCUGCUAUGCCUGUAUGGCUGGUUUUCACUUUGAGGAAAGCUUAUAUCAACUGAAGAAGGUUACAGAUGCCACCAAGAAACCCUAUGUUGCAAUUAUAGGAGGUAGUGAUUUCCACAAUAAAGCAGCUGCUUUGCGAUUUUUAACAUCCAGAUGCCAGGCGUUGGUGUUUGUUGGAAUGAUUUCAUUUCAAAUAAUGCAUGCAUUGGGAGUCUCAGUUCCUCUUGAUCUGGUGGAGCUUAAGGCGUGUAAUGAAGCUCUACAUAUUGUUCAACUUGCUCGAGAAAGAAAUAUGCAGAUUCUGUGUCCAAAAGACUUUUCGUGCAGAAAUGAAAGCAAUCCAAAGCAACUGCAAGUAUUCCCUGCUCACAGCAUUUUGGAUGGUGAGCUUUCAAAGCCCUCUCACGCUUUGUUUUUUGAAUAG